CUCUGCCCUACCGCGCGGGCCCAACUCGGCGCCAAAAAAUCCAUCUCGCAUCUCACGCUCUUCUAGCUCUCUCCCCAUGCCAUGGAAGACCGGCAAGGCACCGGCGGCACCGGCGCUGCGACCAAGGUCCGCGUGAACGGCACGACGGACGAAGCGACACUCUCCACCACAGGCGGCUGCCCUGAGCUCCGGUGGCGCCGCGCUGGGGCCACGGCGGAGAGGAGCCUCUCGCUGGAGGCCGACGUGCUCGGAGCCGAGGCGAGCGGCAAGGAGGUCGUCGUCAGGGCCUUCGUGGCGGAGGAUGCCGCGAGACCGCCGUCGCGCGCCAAGGCGAGAGGGAAGAGGCGCAGGAGGGAGUACGUCUUCGAGAUGGCCGACGGGCGGCCCAAGAGAUUGUUCGUCCUCAUCAACCCCUACGGAGGCAAAAGACGGGCGAGCAAGAUCUACGAGGCAGAAAUCAAACCCCUGUUCGAAGCCGCCGGCGUCGAAGUCACAAUGCAAGAGACCCGGUACCGGGGGCAUGCCCGGGAGGUGGCGUCCUCUCUCGACCUUGCAAGAUACGACGGGAUCGUCUGCGUCAGCGGCGAUGGCGUCCUCGUGGAGCUUGUGAAUGGGAUUCUGCAAAGAUCAGACUGGGAGGAAGCAAUAAAGAUGCCAAUUGGCAUAGUUCCAGCUGGCACAGGAAACGGCAUGGCCAAAUCACUUCUCCAUGCUGCCAGCGAGACGUGCUCAGUUUCAGACGCCGUAUUUGCCAUUAUCACAGGUCACAAGCAGGCCUUGGAUGUCUGCACCAUAGUGCAAGGGGAAAAAACCGUUUUCAGCGUGCUGUCAACUACUUGGGGUUUGGUGGCCGAUGUUGACAUCGAGUCUGAGAAAUACAGGUGGAUGGGGAGCGCACGGUUCGACUUUUAUGCUCUGGUUCGCAUAAUGAACUUGCGCCGAUACCGCGGAAGCGUCCACUUUGUGCCUGCCCCGGGCUACGAGGCAUACGGAGAUCCUGUCAAGCAAGCCGAGACUCCCAUCGUGGAGCGAAACGGGGAAUCUCGGGUGUGCUCUUAUCAAGGCCCUACGGCCGAGUUUCAAUGUUCAGACUGGAGAUCCAUCGAUGGCCCAUUUGUGGGUGUGUGCGUCUACAACGUGCCAUGGGCUGCUGAAAACGCCAUGGCAGCUCCUGAAGCCAAGUUCUCAGAUGGCUACAUGGACGCGGUCAUACUGAAAGACUGUCCGAAGGCCGAUCUUUUGGCUCUGCUGCUGAAGAUGAGCGAUGGGAGCUACGUGAAAUCGCCACAUGUUACAUAUUUCAAGGUGAAAUCCUUCCGGUUAUCGCCGGGGCAGCUCAUGGAGGAUCCAAAAAGGGGCGGCAUCGUAGACGUGGACGGCGAGGUGGUUGCCAGAGGAGAAGGAACGUACGGCAUGAACCAGGAUCAAGAUUUGAUGGCCUAUGGCCCUUCUGUUCAGCUGACCGUGCACCAGGGCUUGGCCACUGUAUACUGUCCCAAAUGAUCCUACCUUGCCUUCUCCUCUCACCAGAGAUUGUCCCUUUGUGUCAAUUGCUUUAUUCUUGUUCAUAUUUAAAAAAGUACUCUAUUGUAUUCAAAACAAGAUUCUUUCAAGAAAAGGUCACACGUCUCUGAGCAA
Molecule: messenger RNA, 1638 nt
Organism: Triticum aestivum (bread wheat)
Lineage: Eukaryota; Viridiplantae; Streptophyta; Magnoliopsida; Poales; Poaceae
Product: sphingosine kinase 2
Biological process (GO): phosphorylation; sphingosine biosynthetic process
Cellular component (GO): membrane; cytoplasm; intracellular membrane-bounded organelle
Molecular function (GO): lipid kinase activity
Source: RefSeq, a predicted model, not a curated record